AUGGAAGCAGAUUUAUAUGAACGAAUAUUAGAAGCUUUACAGUCUAACAAGGCUUCAGCAAUACUAAAUAUACCCUAUACAUUACCAUUAAAGAAAAUUAUAUUGUCAUCUUUUAAUUAUAUUAGUGGACCUGAACUUCAAUUUGUAUGGGAAUUAGAAUGUGAUCAAUAUUGUGAUAGUCAUUCAUCUAUCCUUUGUAUCGAUAAGGAUGAUGAUUUUACUACCACAAAUACAAAUGAAAAUUAUACAGAAUCAACUAAUUCUCAUAUAACUAGUACAACAGAAAGUCUUGAAGAUGUUGGAACAGAUUCUCGGAAGGAUAAUUAUGAAGAAAUUGAUAAUCCUCUUGAGGAAGAUUUAUAUAUUGGAGUAGAGAAUGAAGGUAGAAAUUCGUUUACACAAUAUCAUAAAAAUAGCCCAACAAAGUGUUCAUCAAUGAUUAAGUCAACAUUUUCACAAUUAUCACAAAAUGACUACUUAGAUGAUGAAACAAAUUUGGAAAAUUUUAAAAUAUCAAAAGAUUUUUCAAUUGAAUCAGGUGUAGAUUCAGGAAUUGGAGCAACAUUGUCUGUUAAUAGUGAUCUCUGUUUUUUGGAUCAAACUCCACCUGCUGGAAAUCUUCUUAAUGAACUUAUUUCAUCAGGUUAUCUUGUUUAUAAAGAAUAUGAAGAAGAGGAGAUGAGAAUUUUAGAAGAACAAAAAAUAGCAGCAGCAGCAGCUUGUACAUCAAUUAAAAAUUUAUCUUUAUCGCAAAAUAUAACAUUAAAUUCAGCAUUAAAUGUUGAUUCUGAUAUGUUAGAUCAAAUAACAGCUGAUCCUUCUAAAGAAAGAAUUGAUGAUGAUGAAUUUAUUGUUAAGGUAGUUUUAGCAGAACAAAUAUGUUCCAUGCAAACAUCUAAUGUACCAAUUUACAAUAAAAUGAUAUCUGUUCCAUCAAGACAUCUUUUUUGUUUAUCGACAAUGUUUCCAAUGAAAAGGUAUGAUGGACCAAUGAUUAUGUUUGCAAUAACAUUAAUUGUACCAUUAGAUCAAAAACAUUGGCUUCUUGAAAAACAAUCAAUGAUUGAAAAAUUUUUAAUUACAUCUAUACCAAAAUUAAAAGCAUCAUUUCUUAUUGAAAGUAUGAUUGAUUUUAUAUGCCGCUUAACAAAUGAUUUUCAACUUUUAACGCAUAAUUUUUGUGCUUUAGAAAAAUAUAAAUUUUUCAAACGAAGUACUUUUGCAAAGCUAAAAAUUUCUGAAUCAUAUUUAUCAAAAAUAAAUCUUCAAACUAAAGAAGUACAAUUUUUAUCACAAUGUAUCACGGGUUGCCUUAUAACACAAGGAAGAUGCGUGAUAUUAUCAGAUAAUGUUGAUGCAGCAAAUGAAAUAAUGUUAGCAUUAGCACCAUUUGUUGAUCCAAAAAAAUAUCAUUUAUGUAUAAAACCACUAUCAUAUUCAUUUUGUCCAUAUUUUCACUUACAAGCUGUUAAACGUAAUCAAAGAUUAAAUGUAUUGGAGGAGUCACUAGCAAUACCAGAACCUUUUUGUAUAAUUGAUACUGAUGAAUUAUGUGUAUUUUUAACUGGAACAUAUGCAUCAAAACAUGCUUGGAAUAAACAUAUAUUAACAUUAGCUGUUCAUGAUAUUAUUAGUGAAAAAAAUAUUAAUAUUAAUAAUAUAUUAAAUAAAAGAAAAGAACAUUUAAAUCCAGUUAAAGCAAGUAGUGAAGUUUUACAACUCCUUAAUCAUAUGUUUUUACUUCCAAAUGAAAGGUCACCAAGACUUUUACUAAUUUAUCAAUUUAAAUUAAAUUUAGAAUUAAGAGCAUCAGCUUUCAUUGAUUAUGUAAGAGAUGUUAGUAAACCAAAAGUUAAUGAUAAAAAAAAUGCAAUUGCUAGUAAAUGGAGCCUUAUAACUGCUAGAAAACAAUUAUCUCUUAUAUCAGAUUCAACAUUUAGCAUAAUAUUAGCUGAAGCAGAUAGACAGAUUGAAAAUUUUUCUGAAUUUGUAUUUACAACAGCUAAAGAAUUUUCCCGGUGA
Messenger RNA from Strongyloides ratti, 2022 nucleotides. RefSeq names its product Protein C9orf72. Gene Ontology annotation, molecular function: guanyl-nucleotide exchange factor activity. The record is from RefSeq and is a predicted model, not a curated record. Lineage: Eukaryota; Metazoa; Nematoda; Chromadorea; Rhabditida; Strongyloididae. Gene Ontology annotation, biological process: autophagy; endocytosis. The coding region runs from base 1 to 2022 and encodes 673 amino acids. The transcript is spliced from 2 exons. Gene Ontology annotation, cellular component: autophagosome; endosome.